Trichomycterus rosablanca is the source of this 1539-nucleotide messenger RNA. RefSeq names its product mitochondrial trans-2-enoyl-CoA reductase (gene mecr). The record is from RefSeq and is a predicted model, not a curated record. Gene Ontology annotation, biological process: fatty acid metabolic process. Gene Ontology annotation, cellular component: mitochondrion. The transcript has 10 exons. The coding region runs from base 279 to 1463 and encodes 394 amino acids. Gene Ontology annotation, molecular function: trans-2-enoyl-CoA reductase (NADPH) activity. Lineage: Eukaryota; Metazoa; Chordata; Actinopteri; Siluriformes; Trichomycteridae.
ACCAUUCAGAAACCAUUAAAAUUGCAAAGGUGCAAAUGUGGAUUACUCUGGGUUAUGGAAAGACGCUCAUGUAAAGCUACAGCCCUAUAUUUGAGUUAUUUCAGCUUGGUGCAGUUAAAAAGAUUGUAUUUCCCUCCACAUCUCUGAACCUGCUAUUACAGACUUUACGGUAACGCUCUAUCCUAUACGGAGCCAACAUGGCCGCUUACUGGUAGCUGUUUCGUUUCUGACGUCCGUGUUGACAUUUACGGAUUUUAAGAUCAUUUGCAUGUGGAAAUAUGUUCAUGAAUACUUGCUUUAGUAUGGAAGGUUGUCGUAUUGCUCGAAUUUUGCGUAGGCGAUUCUCGCUUAAUAAAAAAGCGGGUGGACAUGCAUUAACCACAGGAUCACACACUGGUACUCUGGUGAGAAGACACAUUCCCUUCUGUAGUCACUUCUCCACAGGGACUCUAACUACAGACAGCACUGCCCUAACAUACAGGAGUCAUGGGGAUCCCUCAGAAGUCGUUCAGUUGGAGACUCUGAAGCUUCCUGCUCUGCAAGCUAAAAAUGUCCUUGUGAAAAUGCUUGCAGCUCCCAUCAACCCUUCUGAUAUAAACAUGAUCCAAGGCACCUAUGCGAUACUUCCUGAUCUUCCGGCAGUAGGUGGAAAUGAAGGAGUGGGGCAGGUCUUAGAAGUCGGUAGUCAUGUAAACACAAUCAGAGUGGGUGACUGGGUAAUUCCCAGGGAUGCUGGUUUAGGCACUUGGCGUACAGCAGCAGUUUACAGCGAGGAUGAUUUGGUCUCGCUGCCCACUGAUAUCCCUCUCCUUUCAGCAGCCACUCUUGGAGUCAACCCAUGCACUGCAUACCGAAUGCUCUUUGACUUUGAAAACCUCAAACCAGGAGACACAGUCAUCCAGAAUGCAGCUAACAGUGGAGUCGGACAGGCUGUGAUCCAGAUAGCUGCAGCAAAGGGUGUUCAAAGUAUUAAUGUAGUUAGAGACAGACCGGACCUGCAACAGCUGACUGACAGACUAAAGGCAAUUGGAGCUACACAUGUGAUUAAGGAGGAGGCACUCAGAAAGCCAGAAAUAAAGGAACUAUUUAAGUCUUGUUCUAGACCUAAACUGGCUCUAAAUGGAGUAGGAGGAAGAAGUGCUACAGAACUGCUGCGUCAUUUGCAGAGAGGGGGCACCAUGGUUACAUAUGGAGGGAUGGCCAAGCAACCAGUAACAGUGCCUGUGAGUGUCCUUAUUUUUAGGGAUGUGAAACUACGAGGCUUUUGGGUCACACAGUGGAAAAAAGACAACAAACACAAUGAGAAGGCUUUGCGGGUCAUGUUGGAGGAGCUUUGCAGCCUCAUUCGAGAUGGAAAUCUUUCGACCCCGGCCUGCACUGAAGUGAAUAUUCAGGACUUCCAAAAAGCUUUGGACAAUGCUAUGAAGCCAUUUAUCUCCUCUAAACAGAUUUUGGUCAUGUAAUGUCAAGUAAUUGUUUUAUCCAAUGUUUGUUUCUGUUAGAAGUCAUAAAAGAAUUAUUAAAAAGUAAUUUCACAAA